This is a messenger RNA of Orbicella faveolata, 1880 nucleotides long. Its product is annotated as MSL complex subunit 3-like. NCBI's taxonomy places the organism in Eukaryota, Metazoa, Cnidaria, Anthozoa, Scleractinia, Merulinidae. Gene Ontology annotation, biological process: chromatin organization; regulation of DNA-templated transcription. The record is from RefSeq and is a predicted model, not a curated record. Gene Ontology annotation, cellular component: nucleus; NuA4 histone acetyltransferase complex; MSL complex.
CAGUGGUUUUCUUCCAAAACAGGUGCGCGCUCUGCCUGCGAUCAUUAUCAUCAGCGGUUGCAUCAUUUGGGAGUACCUUUCGUUUCACCCUAUAUGACGUAUAUCAAAACAGCUCAAAAGAUGGCGACAGGUCGUGAGACAAGAAGUAAUCCAGUUCCCAAAUUUGUGGUCGGAGAAAAGGUUCUUUGCUAUGAGCCAGAUCCAAACAAGGCCCGAGUGUUGUACGAGUCGAAGGUUCUGGAAGUUGACAUCACAAAAGAUGACAAAGGAAAACGAGUUCCAGAAUAUUUUAUCCAUUUCAAUGGUUGGAACAGAAGCUGGGAUCGCUGGGUUGUGGAAGAUCAAGUUCUGAAAGAUUCAGAAAACAACAGAUCACUCAUGUCUAGACUCCAUGAGCAAGCACUGAAAUCAAGGGUGAAAAAGAAAAGGAGGUUGACACAAGGUUCAGAGAGUAAGGAUUCUGAUGGCAUUAACAAAUCUGAAGCAAAAUCUAUUUCAGAAGUGGUCGAAAACCCAGAGCUACCUAAAGUUGAAAUUGAAAUACCAAGCCAGCUUAAGCUGAAACUAGAAGAUGACUGCUAUUUUAUUAAAAGAAAAAAGAAGCUUGUACAGCUGCCUAGGACACCGAAUGUUGCUCAAGUUCUAAAUAAUUAUUUCCAGCAUUAUCAGGACUUCUAUCCUGAGCAGAGCUCAAACUUGAUUAAGGAAGUUAUGGAUGGUCUUCGCAUAUAUUUUGAUUUCACUCUUCCCACAUUGCUUCUCUACAACUUUGAACGGGAACAAUACCAGAUGGUCAUGAAACUCACUCCACACCCAGCAGAAACUAAAGAAGGACAUCAAGAUGAGUUGAAUGGAAAAAUAUCAGGAGAGGAUAAAUAUGGAGUAGUGAGUUCAUCCACGGAGAGCUCGCCCAUCAAGCAAGAGUUUACAAAUUUGUUCACAAAUCAAACAGAAACCAAGGAAGGAGAGGCCAAGCAAGAACGUCUGCUUCGUCGCCGUGCACCUAGAAAUCCACCAGCUAAUCUUGAAGCUUCCCAGUCUGCAACAGUGUCAUCCACCUCGUCAAGCCCGGAAUGCAAUGCUACUACAGUAAAACGGAAAGCAGCGGAGAUGGAAGACAGUCAGUUACAACUUUCCGAUGCUCCUUUACCAGCGAGUGCUUUUCCAACUUCGCCAAUUCCCAGCUCGCUGAGUGUCUUCACACACACGAUGCCCUCUCAAAUCUAUGGAGCGGAACAUCUAUUAAGAUUAUUCGUUAAACUUCCCGGUUUGCUAGCGAGAACAGACAUGCCUGAAAAGAAUCUAUGUGCGCUUCUGGAACAGAUUAAUACUUUCCUCAAAUAUCUCGCCGAGAAUUCACACACUUUCUUCCCAGAGCAGGUCUAUUACAACUCUCUACUGUGACAAGAGGCUUUCCCUUUGCCGACUCUUCGUUUGGUUUUGUUUUUUUGUCCAUUAGAGUUUCUGAUCAUUCUUCAACUUGAGCCAAACUCCCUUGCACUGAUGUCGCCUUUGUGUUUCUCGUCGACCGACCACCGUUCAUCUCAAGGCGGAUCGGAAUGGGCCCGAUAAGAUGUGACGCAAACGAAGCAAUUUAGCUUUGUUACAGUGUAAAUAUCGAUCUAUGAAAGUUCUGUUCUAGUAUGUUUCUCAAAUGUAGCCUCUUUUGCAGAGUUCUCACACCAGACAAGGAACUUAAUUGUGAGAUGCGAAGCAAAACACUUCCCUUCUGAAGUCUCCGUCUUGCGUAACUGUAAAUAUAUUUUCACACGUAUUCCUGAUAAACUUUAGGUUAUUUAUGACUUUUUGUUCUAGAGAACAAUGUAUCUCCUCUGUUAAAACACUGUUCGAUGUUAAUAAAGAGAAAUCCCUUUGACGUA